Molecule: messenger RNA, 1775 nt
Organism: Capsicum annuum
Lineage: Eukaryota; Viridiplantae; Streptophyta; Magnoliopsida; Solanales; Solanaceae
Exons: 3
Source: RefSeq, a predicted model, not a curated record
AUGUAUUUGACUGGUGAUGCAAAAUUGUGGUGGCGUACUCGGAAUGCGGAUGAUGAAAGCGCUGGACGUCCCAAAAUUAAUACUUGGGAUAAGCAGAAUGUGAAGGAUUUGCCUAGUGCAAUUGCUGCUGCCGAUUCGUUAGUGGAUUUUCGCUCAACACGUUCAAAUUCUGACAUUUCCAAUUCUUCGAAGUCAAAGAAAAAGACUGAGAAAAAAGGGGAAUGGAAGAAGGAUGGACGUAAUGAUAAGAAUGACAAGAGCAAGGCACAAACAAAUGCUGGGAACGCUAAGAACAAAGGAAAAGAUAGCAAUGCAAAAGGCUGCUGGACUUGUGGUGGACCGCAUUUGGCCAAGAGUUGUCCUAAUCGCGAAAGAGUAAAUGCGAUGCUUGCUGGAAAUGUGAAUCAAAGUAAGGGUGAUGAUGUGGUUUCUGCGUUGGCAAAUCCUUUGGGGUUUUCACUUAACCAUAUCAGUUUGUUGAAUGUUGUGGGUGAAUCCUCAAAGUCCUUCAACAACCCUCAUGCUGCAUUGAUUCACAUCGAGAUGAAGAUCGAUGGCAAUCGUGUGAUGGCCAUGGUUGAUACCGGAGCCACUCACACUUUUGUGGAUGCCAAAGUUGCUGCGAAACAUGGACUUAAGUUGAAGAAAAGUCCAUCCUUUGUCCAGACGGUGAGUUCCAAAGCACAAGCCAUUGUAGGCAUGGCUUACGAUGUGCAGAUGGUGAUUGGGAGUUGGACGGGGAAACAUAAAUUGAUGGCUAUGCCAUUAGGUGAUUUUGAAGUCAUUUUAGGGAUAGACUUCCUUAGGAAAUUUCACUUUGUUCCUUUUCCUCACUUAAACGGAGUGAUGAUCGGAGACGAAGCCAAUCCAAGUUUCAUGAAGGCUUCUAAUCCUUAUGGAGAAGUAAAGAAAGGGAAAAACAAAGGCCCUAUCAUUUCUGCUAUUUCAGUCGAGAAAGGAUUGAAGAAGGGUGCUGAAACUUUUCUUGCCGCCAUGAUAGAAGUGAAACCAGACGUGAAGGUGGAAAUUCCAGAUUGUGUUGCUAAUUUACUGAAGCAAUACGCUGAUGUGAUGCCCCCUGAAUUGCCUAAAGAAUUGCCGCCAAGGAGGGAUAUAGAUCAUAAGAUCGAGUUGCUACCCGGUUCAGUUGCUCCUGCACAGGCUCCUUAUCGAAUGGUUCCAAAAGAAUUGGCUGAAUUGUGGAAACAGUUGAAUGAAUUGCUGGACGCUGGAUUAAUUCAACCAUCAAAAGCUCCUUAUGGUGCUCCUGUUCGAAUAGCAGAGGGUGAUGAGUCAAAAACGACGUGUGUGACAAGGUAUGGCUCUUACGAGUUUCUAGUUAUGCCGUUUGGGUUGACAAAUGCCCCGGCAACUUUCUGCAAUUUGAUGAAUAAUGUGUUGUAUGAUUACCUAGACGACUUUAUUGUGGUAUAUCUAGACGACAUAGUCAUUUAUAGUUGUUCCCUUGAUGAGCAUUUGGAACAUUUAAAGUUAGUAUUGUCUCGAUUGCGGGAGUACAAACUUUAUGUCAAAAUGGAAAAGUGCGAAUUUGCCAAACAAGAAGUGAAGUUCCUUUGGCAUCUGGUUAGUCAAAACCAAUUAAGGAUGGAUCCGAAAAAGGUACAAGCAAUUGCGGAUUGGCCGGCACCUAGCGGGAUUAAAGAAUUGAGAUCAUUCUUGGGACUGGCUAACUAUUAUCGCAAAUUCAUUGCUAGUUACUCUAAGAAGGCUGCAGCGUUGACUGAUUUGCUGAAAAAAAAAGUUAAGUGGGAAUG